Striga asiatica is the source of this 2363-nucleotide messenger RNA. The record is from the annotation of a GenBank genome assembly. Lineage: Eukaryota; Viridiplantae; Streptophyta; Magnoliopsida; Lamiales; Orobanchaceae.
GACUCCGAAAAGCCGUUGGUCGUGAGAGCAACCCAUCCAUCCAUCCACCUCAAAACAACAUUAUGCUCCACAUUUUUUCAUUUUAUUUGCUUAGAAUCUGUCUGUGUUGCCAAUAUGAAGAAGCAAAACUCCAGAAAUCACAACCAUCUAGCCCAGAGAAGAAACUGGGCUGAAAUAUUGUGUUUCGCUUGCGCGUGCCUACAGCUCUCCUGGCGGCGCGUGGUGGUCCGCAAGUGGCUCAACAUCCCUACCACCAAUUCGGAUUACUCUGCGGAUACCGAUUCUGGCUCGGAUUCCGAACCAGAAUUCUGUAAUUGCCCGAUAGACCAUCGUUUCGGGAUUGAUAACCUAGAUGAACCUCAACUGGAUUCUAAUGAUGUUCUUCCCAGGAUAAGAAGACGAAAAUCAGAGAUGCUUAGAGCUCAGUACAUUAACGCAAAGGAAAUCAGUUGUGCUAUUUUGAUUUCCACUUUCGUCUUGGGCUCUACUAGAGUAUGUGCUGCCACAUGGAAUGUAGGGGGACGAGUUCCACCUGAUGACUUAAAUCUUGAUGGAUGGUUAGACAUUGAUGAGCCUGCUGAUAUUUAUGUGAUUGGCCUUCAGGAGAUAAUACCAUUAAAUGCUGGUAAUAUAUUUGGCGCGGAAGACAAUCGUCCAGUCUCCAAAUGGGAAAACAUAAUACGAGAAACCCUGAACCAAGUUCCGCCUGUGAAUAAGUUCAAAAGCUUCAGUGAUCCUCCUUCCCCGUCAAAAUUUAAACCAUCUGAAGAUGCCCCGAACAUCGAAGAUGAAAUUGCACUUGGAUCUGACAGUGAUGUUGAGGAGGAAGUUUAUCCUUUGAAUGAGGAAUCAAAUGGUGUAGAGGGAAUCAAGUACGAGAUCUUCAAAGAACAAAAAUCUCUAUGCGAUAGUUUGGAUGUCUCCCAUGGAUUUGAUAACUUAACAUACUCAGUUGACCAAGAGUUCAAGCUGCAGUUUUCUUCUGCAAACAAACUGGACAAAUACAAUUCAGAAGCUGGGGACACACAGUAUACCAAGAAACUUACCAAAACACUUAGCGGUACAGAAAGGAUAGGGCUAAGCUGGCUCGAGCCCUCUCUUCCUCUAUUAGCUCAUCAUGGUUUUGGUAUAGCUAAUUCCUUCAAACCCUCUAAGUCCUUGAAAGCUUCCAAAUCUUUCAACAGAUACAGUUCUUUCAAAUCAAAAGCGAAUGCGGAAAAUAGAAUGCAAUUUGACUUAUCUCAGCUUUCCGAACAUGACCUUGAAUCUCUAAUUAAACGGAAGAGAAGGCCACCGUAUGUCAGAAUCAUAAGCAAGCAAAUGGUUGGUAUCUUUAUUACCAUAUGGGUCCGAAGGAGCUUGCGGAGGCAUAUUCAUAACUUGAAUGUGACUACUGUUGGUGUAGGCGUCAUGGGUUAUAUUGGCAACAAGCACACUAAAAGCUGUAUCAAAUAUAACAUAUUUCAUCUGGGCCUUAGGAGAAUAAUUUGGCUGGGUGACCUAAACUAUCGCAUCAAUUUGCCUUACGAGCUAACAAGAGAACUGAUUUCCAAUAAGAACUGGUCGAUGUUACUCGAGCGGGAUCAGCUCAUAAAGGAGCUAAGAAAAGGCCGUGUAUUUCAUGGAUGGUCUGAGGGUUCUUUGAACUUUGCUCCAACUUAUAAAUAUGAACUGAACUCCGACGCCUACUGUGGAGUGGAUCCAAAGGCUGGAAAGCGAACUCCUGCAUGGUAUGCAUUAUUGCUGGUCUUAAUAUUCCUGUGUGAUCGUAUUCUGUCUUUUGGAACUGGAAUGAAGUUGGUUAGCUACAGAAGAUCCGAACUCAAGCUGUCUGACCACAGGCCCGUGACCGCGACUUACCUUGUGGAAGUUGAAGUCUUCUCACCUCGAAAAUUGCAACGGGCACUCACUUUCACUGAUGCAGAAAUUGAAGAACAAGAUGUCACAGAGGAUACUUCGUUUCUGAAGGGUGUGGGACAUCAUCGAAGAUUUUGAAUCGGAUGCAUCCAAUCAUCAUUUGAAGUUUUUAUUUACACAGAUCCAUUCUUUCGAUUCUUUAUAUAUUUGAUCACGAAUGAUAUAUGAGUUGUGAAUUAAAUCUGUAAAUGGCUCUGUGCAUGUAUAUGUGUUCUACAUUUCGAUGUUGACAUUAGUCAGGUCAUAGUGAAAUGGUGAAGUCAAUGGGUUAUGGUUUCAUUGACGGAGCUGUGAUUUUAGACUGUUGUUUUAUGGGGAUUCUUUUAGGUUUAAUCCAGGACUUGUUCGGGUUUAAAUUCAGUGGAGUUUGUAUGUACCUAGACAAUAGGUUAAAUGAUAUAUGAAUACUACUCUUUGAAAUAUCUAAUGUAUCUCUUUUCUCGCCA